Molecule: messenger RNA, 2052 nt
Organism: Brassica rapa (field mustard)
Lineage: Eukaryota; Viridiplantae; Streptophyta; Magnoliopsida; Brassicales; Brassicaceae
Product: alkaline/neutral invertase CINV2
Biological process (GO): sucrose catabolic process
Molecular function (GO): endo-alpha-N-acetylgalactosaminidase activity; sucrose alpha-glucosidase activity
Source: RefSeq, a predicted model, not a curated record
AACCGGUAAACCCUGUCUCUUAACGUCGACAUUUUUCUUACCAGACCCGUGUUAGUGUUUCGGUCUCUGUCUUGACAAGUCCCGUUUUGUCUUCUCCCUCUAUAAAAUAACAGCUUCACUCUUCAUGACUCUUUUUUCCCCUUUUUCCACUCACUUGUCCCCUUCUCUCCCAUUCUCCGGCGACAUCGCCGGCGAUCGUUUUCACCACCGCCGCUAUAAAUUAUCCUCGUCUCCUUAGAUCUUGUCCUGUCCGUUAAAACCAAAGAAAUGGAAUGUCCUAAAGAACCAUUGGAAUCACAGUGUUCUUUAUCCGAGAUGGAUGAUUUCGAUCUGACUCGAGCGUUGGACAAGCCGAGGCUCAAGAUCGAAAGGAAGAGAUCGUUCGAUGAGAGGUCGAUGAGCGAGUUAUCGACUGGCUACUCAAGACAUGAUCUAGACAUGGCUCAUUCCCCUGGAAGCAGGUCGUUUGUGGACACACCUCUCUCUUAUGUUAGGAACUCGUUCGAGCCCCAUCCAAUGGUUGCAGAGGCCUGGGAAGCUCUGAGAAGGUCGAUGGUUUUCUUCCGUGGUCAACCCGUUGGUACCAUUGCAGCUUAUGACCAUGCCUCUGAGGAGGUCUUGAACUAUGACCAGGUGUUUGUACGAGACUUUGUGCCAAGUGCACUGGCGUUUCUGAUGAACGGAGAGCCAGAUAUAGUGAAAAACUUCUUGCUCAAGACACUUCAGCUUCAAGGUUGGGAGAAACGGGUCGACCGGUUCAAGCUUGGGGAAGGAGUUAUGCCGGCGAGCUUCAAGGUGCUUCAUGAUCCUGUCCGUAAAACCGAUACAAUCGUUGCAGAUUUUGGAGAAAGCGCUAUAGGAAGAGUGGCACCGGUUGAUUCAGGGUUUUGGUGGAUCAUACUUCUCCGUGCCUACACAAAAUCUACUGGAGAUUUGACUCUGUCUGAAACACCAGAGUGUCAGAGGGGAAUAAGGCUUAUACUCUCACUCUGCUUGUCUGAAGGGUUCGAUACUUUCCCCACGCUGCUUUGUGCUGACGGUUGUUCCAUGGUUGAUAGGAGAAUGGGUGUUUAUGGAUACCCCAUUGAGAUACAAGCUCUGUUUUUCAUGGCGCUGAGAAGUGCCUUAUCGAUGCUGAAACAUGACGAGGAAGGUAGAGAGUUCAUAGAGAAGAUUGUGAAGAGACUUCACGCCUUGAGCUUCCACAUGCGUAAUUACUUCUGGCUCGACUUUCAGCAACUCAACGAUAUCUACAGGUACAAGACGGAGGAGUACUCACACACGGCGGUGAACAAGUUUAACGUGAUGCCGGACUCGAUACCGGACUGGGUUUUCGACUUCAUGCCUCUCCGUGGAGGGUACUUUGUUGGGAAUGUAAGCCCGGCUCGUAUGGACUUCAGGUGGUUUUCAUUGGGCAACUGUGUCGCCAUCCUCUCUUCUCUGGCGACUCCGGAUCAGUCGAUGGCCAUUAUGGACCUCCUCGAGCACCGUUGGGAGGAGCUGGUUGGUGAGAUGCCGCUCAAGAUAUGUUACCCUUGCAUCGAGAGCCAUGAGUGGCGGAUCGUUACCGGUUGUGAUCCUAAGAACACUCGAUGGAGCUACCACAAUGGCGGAUCUUGGCCAGUUUUGCUGUGGAUGCUGACAGCUGCGUGCAUCAAGACCGGUCGGCCUCAAAUAGCGAGGCGAGCCAUCGACCUGAUUGAGUCACGGCUUCACAGAGACUGCUGGCCAGAGUACUACGACGGUAAGCUAGGAAGGUACGUUGGGAAACAAGCAAGAAAAUACCAGACUUGGUCAAUCGCAGGUUACUUGGUUGCUAAGAUGAUGCUUGAAGAUCCUUCACAUAUUGGAAUGAUCUCUCUUGAAGAAGACAAACAGAUGAAACCUGUUCUCAAGAGAUCUGCUUCGUGGACUUGCUGAUUUUUAACCUUUUUUCUUGUAUUAUAUAAUGUCAUUUGAGACUUGUCCUUUAUUCGAGAUUAAAGGAAUGCAAAGACCUUUCGUUUGUUUUGUUUCAUAACUCUCUUUUAUCCAAACUAGUUGAUAACUAAA